CACUCGUCCUAACCAGCCCAAUCCGGAGUAACCACAUCCGGUCAGUGCCUUUUGAAUCCUAUAUCUUUAACGGGAAAGACGGAUUGAAAUAGACAGCAUGCAAAAGACCCUUUUUCUCCUGUCAACACCUCAUCCUCUAGGUUAUUAAGAUGGUAGGAGGUGCAGAUUAUUAGAGGAAAUUUUUGAACUUUCUAUGAUAAUGGUAGUUGGAAAGAAAAAAAUUGGUUUCCAUCAAUGUAUUUGCUUAUGAAACUAGGUUUCGUUACCUACUGUUUAUUGUCAAUACACAUGUUUUGAUACAAAAUUUCGUGUAAUGAAAUGAUUGACCCCAUCUUGGAAUCCAAAUGAUACAAAACCGGGAAUGGUUAUUUGGUGGAUAACAUUUAGAGUAAUCUUGAUCAUUUGGAUUUUGGACAACUAUGCAAUUUUAAUCCAUGAUAUUGCAUCAUGGAUUAUUAUUCAACAAUAAUUUUAUCUUGAUGUUGAAUAAAAUUCUGCUUACGCCGGGAAAAAAAAUGGUGAUCACAUUUUGCUCUACUCAUGUCUCUAAAUAUGUGCACGUUCCUGAUGCUGGCAGGCUGCUCUCCCCAAUCCCGGCUGUGGCGCUGACCCGCGACCGCGAAGCAGACGCGGCCAUGAUCAAGGCCCUGCUGGAGAAGGGCGACCUGGUGGUCUGCCCCGAGGGAACCACCUGCAGGGAGCCUUUCUUGCUGAGGUUCAGCGCCUUGUUCGCCGAGCUCAGCGACCGGAUCGUCCCCGUGGCGAUGGACUGCAAGCAAGGCAUGUUCUACGGGACGACGGUCCGCGGGGUCAAGUUCUGGGACCCUUACUUCUUCUUCAUGAACCCGAGGCCGAGGUACGAGGUGAGUUUCCUCGAGAGGGUGCCGGCGGAGAUGACGGUGAAGGCCGGCGGGAAGUCGUCGAUCGAGGUGGCGAACUACGUGCAGAGGAUGCUGGGAGACGUGCUAGGGUUCGAGUGUACUGGGCUGACGAGGAAGGAUAAGUAUAUGCUGCUUGGUGGGAACGACGGGAAGGUGGAGUCCAUUCAUAAUGCCAAGAAGGCUGUAUGAUGCUUAAUUACUACUACUACUCCUAGUAAUUGGGAAUUAUUUACUGUUAUUAUUGUUAUAGAAUUUGUAUGUGGUGGUGAGUGUGCUCAUGCAAUGGGCUGCAUAUUUUUUUUUUUAAUGUGGAUGAUUUGGUCAAGUGAGGAGAACGGAUCAUGUAAUAAUAAUGAUUUUAAAGUUGUGGAUGUUGGCUAGCUAGCUGUUGUAGAAUUGUGUCUGCAUUUUGUUGAUUUUCUAUGUCCUCAUGUUCUAUUGGAUUUUGGCUGAUUCAAUCAUUUGGAAUCACACAGAAAAAGAAGGAAUUUUGAGCUCUGGCCUUUCAAUUUUUGAAAACCACAAAAGUCGGAUUUCAAAAUAGCGCUAAUCGCAGCUAUUUUGAAAUUGUUAGAAGUUUUAUCCACUUAAUUAAUGUAAAUGAACGGC
Linum trigynum is the source of this 1490-nucleotide messenger RNA. The record is from the annotation of a GenBank genome assembly. NCBI's taxonomy places the organism in Eukaryota, Viridiplantae, Streptophyta, Magnoliopsida, Malpighiales, Linaceae.